This is a messenger RNA of Rotaria sordida, 660 nucleotides long. The record is from the annotation of a GenBank genome assembly. Lineage: Eukaryota; Metazoa; Rotifera; Eurotatoria; Philodinida; Philodinidae.
AUGGAUGCUGAAAAUGAUGAUUCAAUGUUCAUAGAUCCAGAAAUAUUACAAAAAGAAUUAGUUAUUUCAUUACCAGUUUUAACUGAAUCUGAUGUUGAAAUGAUGUUAAAUGGUGUUGAUUUUUUUGAUGACGAGUCAUCAUUAGAUGAAGAUGAUAAAGAAAAACCUUGUUUAAAACGUGAUCAACGACAUUUAAAUCUAUUAAAUAAUCCUGAUUACGGUGUUAUUCUUUGUUUUAUUGAACGAUUUCGUUCAUAUAUAAAAAUGAAAAAUUAUCCAUUACGCAUACUUGAAGAUAAUCUAAUAAGUGAAAAAGAAAAGCUUAGUGGACGUUUUAUUGAUUUUCAUCUUGCUUUACUUAAAAAAACUUUAGGUGGUAAAACAAUAAAAAGAGAACAAUUUGUUUCAAGUAUAACAAGGUUUGCUUAUCGUUUUAAUCGUGAUGAUGGAGAUUACUUAGAUGAACAUGGAUAUUCAAAAUCAACUGUUGAUAUUAAACUUCGAAUUUUAAAAAAUUUAUUUGAAAAACAAUUUGAUUCUGAUCAUACAUUGAAGCAGUUUGUUGCUAAUAAACCAUCAAUUGAAAUACGUUCAAAACCAUUUGGUCGAGAUCGAUUUGGUGCAUCAUAUUGGUUGUUUACGGUAAAAAAAACCAAUUAA